AAAUGAAACAAAAUAUCUUAAUGUAACCGACGUAAUCUGAUCAUUAGUUACGAUCAUGUUUCGAUCGUCGCCGUCGCCGUCGCUCGCAUUCUUCUUCUCCUCGUCUCGCGGGCGUAAGUUACCCUAAUGGCGAUCAAGACGGCGAAGCGGAAGGGGAAGGAGGAGGAGGACCGAGACUGGGCGACGGCCAUGCCCGCCGACCUCUCCUCGUUCGACGACUUCCUCAACUGCCUCAGCUGGGAGCGCGCGCGCCCCCUGCCCGCGAUUAGGGAGCGCGUCCCCUGGCUGCUCCUCGCCGUCAAGGCCGAGCAGUCCUACCUCCGGCGCCUGACGCCGCCCUCGCAGGGGCAGUUCGCCGCGCUGCAGCUGCCCGGCCGCCACGUGCGCCGCGGCCGCCGCGAGAUCUGCCUCGGGUCGUCCCGCGGGUGGCUCGUCACGGCGAACGACUUCGGCUGCGCGCGCGUCGUCAACCCGCUCACCGGAGCCGCGGCGCCGCUCCCGCCGCUCUGGACGCUGCCCUACCUCGAGGCCGUCCACAGCUCUGACGGAUGCGUCGAGAGCUUCCUCUACCAGGACGAACACCACCGCGGCGGCCGGGGAGCGCAUUUCUCGUUCGAAGGCCUCUGCGACCUCGUCCUGCUCAAGGCCGUCGUCGUGGAUAUCGGCGGCGGCGGCGCCACCGUCGCCGUCCUGUACAGGAAGCAAAGCGAGUUCGCCAUCGCGCGAACGGGGCGGCGCCAGCGCUCGUGGACGCUCGUCCACAACGGCCUGGACACAAUCGUCGACAUGAAAAGGCACGACGACGGCAAGAUCUACACGGUGCACCUGUCCGGCAACGUCGCGCGCUGGAAGAUCGACUGCGUCGUCACCAAGUCGCCGGAGAUUCAGGAGGUGACGCGGGUCAUCGACUCCUCGUACCACUACGUCGUCAAGGACAACGGCAAGAUGUCCCGAGUGCACGAACGCGACGGCGACGACCGCGCCGGCGAGUGCAGCUACCUCGCCGGAGCUCCGAACGGCAAGCUGUACCUCCUCAAACGGGUCUACAAGCACAGGCAGGUCGGCGGCCAGACGCAGCGCAGCACGGCGGCGUUCAGCGCAUGGUUCCUGAGGCAGAGGCGGAGAGGAAGGGGCGGGAUGAAGUGGGUGAGCAACUGCCGCGACGACAUCCUCGGCGACCUGACGGCAUUCGUCAGUUGCACCGGCUCGGUGUGCGUCCACACCAAAAAGAAGAAGAAGAAGAAUGCGCUCAUCAACAGCAACUCUGCCUCCGUGUAUUUCACAGAGGAGUCCGUGGACUACCUCGGCGCAGCCAUGGUCGACAGCUUCGGCGUGAGCAGGACCAAUGUCGUGCCAACGACGACGACGGCGAAUCACACGAUGAAGGAGGACGAAGAGAGGGAGACGAAGACCCAUCAGGUGAAGAAGCUUGGGCGAUGCAUGAACUGGCCACCUCCGUUUUGGUUCGUCCCAAGCCUUCAAGGGUUUUGAGUUCGAGCUUCGCCGUUGGCAAGUAGCUGAAUUAUUUUCCAUCAUCAUUAAGCAAACCAUUAAAUUUUAAGAAUUUAGUUUGGAGGAUUAAUAAUUGUAUAGUUCAGAAAAUGUAGCCAAAAUUCUCUCGAUAUACUAUCUCUAUUUUACGGAAUAAUUAACUUUUUGCCACUCUUACGAGUGGUGAUAAUAGAUUUGUCACUGAACUCAUAUAUCAUAGACUUAUGAGGAUCUGUCCACAUGUAAUAGAAAGCGAGUGACAAAUCUGUUAUCAUCCAAUCUUAAGAGUGGUAAAUAGUUAAAUGUGACGUAUUUUACAAUGUAUGAAUUUAGCAUUUUUUUUAGAUUUAU
This is a messenger RNA of Oryza brachyantha (malo sina), 1842 nucleotides long. RefSeq lists its product as uncharacterized. The transcript has a single exon. NCBI's taxonomy places the organism in Eukaryota, Viridiplantae, Streptophyta, Magnoliopsida, Poales, Poaceae. The coding region runs from base 127 to 1491 and encodes 454 amino acids. The record is from RefSeq and is a predicted model, not a curated record.